AUGGACAAAACUUCGGAAGACGUCAAGAAGACGCUUUUGUCCAAAGAAGAGCGCGAUGCGCUACGACGUGAAGAAGAGGCUGUUUUUCAAGAGCAACGUGAUCGUCAAAACAAGUCAUUGGAUUUAGUAAAACAAUCGCUGGCUCAAGAUGUUGAAUGGGAGGCUAAAUCGGCUCGAGACAAGAAAAUGGCCUUCCUUAUGGCUCAAUCUGAUGUAUUUACAUCGUUUCUCAUGGGUGGUAGCAGUGCUGUGGGUAAAGAAAUGUCUCGAUCAAAAGCUGCGAAAGAUGCAGGCUCAAAGCGUGGCAAAGGUAGCAAACAAGCGGAUGCGCAGACUUUGCAAGAUAUGGACGAUGCAAGAUAUACAAGAGUCACACAGCAGCCGUCGAAUAUCAAGUUUGGUACGAUGAAACCAUACCAGCUAGAAGGAUUGAAUUGGAUGAUUCGACUACAUGAUUCUGGAGUUAAUGGCAUCUUGGCUGAUGAAAUGGGACUUGGAAAGACCUUGCAAAGUAUUUCACUACUAGCGUAUUUACGAGAAGCAAGAGGUAUUGAAGGACCGCAUAUUAUUAUUGUACCAAAGAGUACUGUUGGAAAUUGGAUGCGAGAACUUAAGAGAUGGUGUCCAUCUAUUAAAGCUCAUAAAUUUAUGGGUAGCAAAGAUGAACGUGCUAUUCAAAAAGAGGCGGUUGUAAAACAGAAUUUUGACGCUUUAGUGCUGUCAUACGAAGUAGCAAUUAUUGAAAAGGCAGUGUUACAAAAAAUUAAGUGGAAGUAUCUCUUGAUUGACGAAGCACAUCGUGUAAAGAAUGAGAAUUCGAAACUUUCGCGAGUCGUACGAGAGUUUCAAGUUGAACACCGCUUGUUGAUUACGGGAACUCCACUUCAGAACAAUUUGCAUGAGCUCUGGGCACUCUUAAACUUCUUACUGCCUGACGUAUUUUCGGAUUCUGAGGACUUUGACGCGUGGUUUAAUGUAGACGAGCAAGAAGGACAGGAGAAUGUGAUUAAGAAACUUCAUACGAUUCUACGACCAUUUCUACUGCGUCGUCUUAAAGCUGAUGUCGAGCAUUCGCUUCCUCCCAAAAUUGAAACCAAGCUCUAUGUUGGUCUGUCAGAAAUGCAACGCGAGUGGUACAUGCGCGUACUUCACCGUGAUGCGACGCACUUAAAUGCCAUUGGUGGGAGUGACCGUGUGCGCUUGUUAAAUAUUCUUAUGCAGCUACGCAAAGUUUGCAAUCAUCCUUAUCUGUUUGAAGGCGCUGAGCCUGGUCCACCAUAUCAGGAAGGUCCCCAUUUAUGGGAGAAUUGUGGCAAAAUGACGCUAUUGCACAAGCUUUUGCCAAAACUACGAGCUCAAGGCUCGCGUGUAUUAAUUUUCUGUCAAAUGACAUCUAUGAUGGAUAUUUUAGAGGAUUACAUGCGGUACUUUAGCCACGACUAUUGUCGUUUGGAUGGAUCUACUAAGGGUGAAGAUCGUGAUAGUAUGAUGGAGGAGUUUAAUAAACCUGGAAGCUCCAAGUUUUGCUUCUUACUGAGUACGCGAGCAGGAGGGUUGGGAAUAAACUUGGCUACGGCUGAUAUCGUCAUAUUGUUUGAUUCGGAUUGGAAUCCGCAGGUCGAUCUUCAGGCAAUGGAUCGUGCACAUCGUAUCGGUCAGACAAAAACUGUACGAGUCUUUCGAUUUAUCACUGAUGGCACUGUGGAAGAAAAGAUCGUGGAACGUGCGGAGCGCAAAUUGUAUUUGGAUGCUGCUAUCAUUCAGCAGGGACGUCUUGCGCAGCAAAAUCGCAAACUUUCUAAAGAUGAGCUCAUGACAAUGGUACGCUUUGGUGCUGACGAGAUUUUCAAUGCUCGUGGAUCUAUGAUCACAGAUGACGACAUUGAUGCUAUAUUGGCUCGUGGAGAGGAACGCACGGAAACGAUGAAAGACAAAAUUGCGGCUGAUAUGCAGCACAAUUUGGCCAACUUUAGCUUGUCGGGUGACAAUGGCAAUGCCAGUGUCUCGAGUCUUUAUGAAUUUGAAGGAGAAGUUUUCUCGAAAGACACGAAUAACGGUCAUGUUCUUCCAUCUACGUUUAUUGCUCUACCCCAACGUGAACGCAAGUCGAAUUAUAAUGAAGACGAGUACUAUCGACAGCAAACGGGGUUGUCGAAGCCGAAGAAACCCAAGAAAUCUGGAUCGGACGCAGCCAAGGUACCUGUUGUACAUGAUUAUCAGUUUUUCCAGCAAGAGCGCAUGGUAGCUCUACUGACGAAAAAGACAGUUGUCGAAAAUCGACGAAAGGAGCUGACCCGUCUAAUCAAAGAAGCCAAAGCUGAUGAGGCUCGUAUCAAAGCAAGAAAAGCUAAAGGGGAAGAUUCAGCUGAAGAAGAAGAAGGUGACGACACACGAUCUGCUGCUCUCGAAAAGGAGCUGAAUGAAACGGAGAUGGACGCUACUGACUUAAAGGAGCUGGAUGAACUUGAAAAGGCGGGCUUUGGUGACUGGACCCGACGGGAUCUGAAACAGUUUAUCACCAGCUGCGAGCGCUACGGUCGUGCUGAUAAAGCGCGCGUGUGCGAAGAAGUCUCACUAGUUCUUGGUAAAGAUCGUAUGCAAGUUGAGCGAUAUUAUGAUACAUUCUGGUCGCGCUUUACCGAACUUAAGGAUCACGCCAAGUAUAUCGAAAAGAUCGAACGAGGUGAAAAGCGUCUGGAGCGAAACGAAGUUGUGAAAGAAGCUCUUGCGCGUAAAUGUAGUCGGUACAGUCAUCCACUUCGUGAUAUGCGAUUACAUUACCCUGCAGGAUACAAGAGCAAGGGCUAUAUAUUAGAGGAGGAUGUAUUUUUGGUCGUUAUGAUGAACAAGUAUGGCCCGUUGGAGCAUUGGGGUGAGAUCCGUGAUGAAAUUCGUAAAGCCUGGCAGUUCCGUUUUAAUUGGUUCUUCAAGUCGCGGACUAUUGGCGAGCUACAAAAGCGCGGUGAACUACUUACACGCAUGAUUGAGCGUGAGAACGACGAGCUGAAGAGUAAAAGCACCAAAGACGAAGAAGAUCUUGCAAAAAAGGCAAAAAGGAGCAGCUCAUCAAGUUCCAAGAGUAAGAGUAAGAGCAGUAGCCGCAGAAAGACAUCGAGCUCGUCCACUUCUAAUAAGAAGCGCAGUAGCUCGUCAAAAUCGUCGUCUUCAUCGAAAAAACAACGCCCGAGUUGA
This is a messenger RNA of Plasmopara halstedii, 3192 nucleotides long. Its product is annotated as imitation switch isoform alias nucleosome remodeling factor 140 kda subunit. Gene Ontology annotation, cellular component: chromatin; nucleus. The record is from RefSeq and is a predicted model, not a curated record. Bases 1 to 3192 code for a protein of 1063 amino acids. Gene Ontology annotation, biological process: nucleosome organization; regulation of transcription by RNA polymerase II. Gene Ontology annotation, molecular function: ATP-dependent chromatin remodeler activity; histone binding; ATP hydrolysis activity. The transcript has a single exon. Lineage: Eukaryota; Oomycota; Peronosporomycetes; Peronosporales; Peronosporaceae.